Molecule: messenger RNA, 1572 nt
Organism: Priapulus caudatus
Lineage: Eukaryota; Metazoa; Priapulida; Priapulimorpha; Priapulimorphida; Priapulidae
Product: JNK-interacting protein 1-like
Exons: 10
Coding region: 1-1572 (523 amino acids)
Biological process (GO): regulation of JNK cascade
Cellular component (GO): cytoplasm
Molecular function (GO): protein binding
Source: RefSeq, a predicted model, not a curated record
AUGGCUGAUCCACAGUUUGAUUCUUUUAGACCAACAUUCGGCAGUAAUCAGCAGUUUAUUGAUAUACAACGAAAUGUAUAUAAGUUGACUCACGACUUGAGCCUUGACGAGAUUAGCAGCUACAUAGAAGUCGACGAUGAUCCGAAUGCCUACGAGAAGGAGAUGCGGCCCGUCGCGCGCGUGGAGGACUACAUCGGAGUCAAAGACCUCAACGUGCUGGAAGAGAAGACGAGGGAGAUGCUGACGGAGAACGAGACGAGGAGCGAAACGGCGAAUCACGCGGCGGACAAUUACAGCUACGAGAACGACAAUCGCUUCGUAGAGCGAAAGAAUAAGAAGAACAACGGUCUGCAGCACUGUGCGCCAAUGUGUUGGCCACCCAAGAUCAAAGAUGCUGCCAUGCCUAAAGUGCGCUCUUCAAGUUCGCUGUCAACAUCAUCAGACGAAGGACUGGAGGCGUCGCCUAAGAUGACCAAAGAGAGAAGGUCGACACGUCGCGACGUGAUGGCCAAUCAGUUCUCGCUUGCCGACGAGCUACAGAUGGCUGGUUGUGCCACCUGGUCCCCGAAAGGAAAGACACUGAAGUUGAGGCUGCAGAACUCGGAUCUGCACCAGUCGUACCUUCACGCGGACAACAAGCUGCUGUGUGAAGACUCCAGUCCUGACGAGAAGCCGCAGUGGAUGCACCGGCGCCGCUCCAGACACACGUCCCAGUCUUCCUCCUCACCUUCCCCCCGGCACGACUCGUCGGAAUACAGUGGCGAUGUAUCGACGUGCAGCAUUGCGAGUGUAUCGCUGUCGGGCCUCAAAGCGACGCACAGAGGUCUCUAUCGCUUCGUUCCCCGGCACAGCGACGAGGUGGAAAUAGAGAUCGGUGAUCUGAUACUUGUGGAGAAGGAGGACGAUGACCUCUGGUGCACAGGUGUGAAUUUUAGGACCGAGAAAAAGGGGAUAUUUCCAUUUGCUUACGCAGUUGAUUUGGAGUACAGUCUAGAUCCAGAUGCGAACACGCCUGCCCCCGCAAAGACGGACACGGAAAACUUCCCGUUGAAGUUCCUCGGCUCGGUCGGCGUCUCCUGUCACAAGGGCAACCAGGUGCUCUGUCAGGCGAUCACCAAGAUUGCGCAGACACGCAAGAACCUGCCGGGCGCGCCGCCGGCGCCAUAUUGUAUCCUGGAAGUGAGUCAGCAUGGCCUGCGAAUGGUUGACAAGAUGGGGCAGGACUCGCGGCUAGAUGGCAGCACCGCUGCCGAGCGGCUCAAGUUCAAGCUGGAGCGGAUGUUCGGCAAGCAGCGGGGUGGCCAGCAACUGAUGUGUGAGGAACCUCACCAUGACCACUUUUUCAGUCUGAAAAACAUCUCCUUCUGUGGAUAUCACCCAAAAAAUCACAGGUAUUUUGGCUUUAUCACGAAGCAUCCGACGGAGUCGCGCUUCGCCUGCCACGUCUACCUGGGAGAUGGCACGACGAAGCCCGUCGCCGAGGCGAUCGGCCGAGCGUUCCAGCGCUUCUACCAGGAGUACCGCGUCUACAUGGCUCAGUCGCAUCCCACCGUCGACAUCUACAUGGACUGA